This is a messenger RNA of Ylistrum balloti, 2482 nucleotides long. RefSeq names its product mucin-5AC-like. The record is from RefSeq and is a predicted model, not a curated record. Bases 66 to 2141 code for a protein of 691 amino acids. NCBI's taxonomy places the organism in Eukaryota, Metazoa, Mollusca, Bivalvia, Pectinida, Pectinidae. The transcript is spliced from 11 exons.
AGUGUGUGAUAGAAGAAUCAUAUAUUCGGGUGUUAGAUCCCGAGAAACAGCUCACCUCCAGCGAGAUGAAGUCACUGCUGAGACUGUCAUUGCUAUUGGUCAUCAUGCACUCGCAAAUUCAGGGUGUUCGUUCUGAUAGAGUGUUACGUCUGCUUUCCACUCCCGCUUCAUGGAGUGGAGCCAAUGACUUGUGCAAAGUAGCUGGUGGUCAGUUGGCCAGAGUGUCCAAGAGUGACCUAUCAACUCUUAAAGACUGUCCCGAACUUAUGGAGGAAACGGGUUCCUACUGGGCAGCUGGUUACAACUUCUUAACGCCUUGGUUGGAAUUGAUUGGAUGUUUUCAAGUAACAACAGGAAGUGUAUUUUCCGAUGUCAGUGACUUCGAUGAAUGCUACCAGAUUUGUAAACAAUCAGUUAAUUUUGGACUUCAGGAAGGUGGAAAAUGCAUUUGCUUAGAUUCUACUGACAGUCUCACUUUUACUGCCUCUCAGAGUUGUCUCCCGUGUCAGGGAGGAUCUCAAUAUAGCUGUGGUAGUCCCAACCACAUAGCCCUAUAUCGCCCAUAUACAUAUGACUUGGAUACCCGUUUCUGUGAGUUGGAAAAGAACGAGACGUGUGACUGUGGUGUGUUCCAGUGUGAACCAUCUCCUGUUCUCCCGGAGAACUCCACAUGGACUUACUUCUCCAGGAACUGUUCCAGCAAACUGCAGGCAUCGUGUAGCGAUGGGACUUUUACGGACGAAAACCUGGCAUGGGUUGACAGUAGACAAGCCUGUAUCACCAAAGGUAGCUACAUGUCUGGUCCGAAUAUUUUAGACUGGUGCAGUACAUCAAAUGUUACGCUUCGAAAACCUUACUGGGGACACUUCCACCGAGACAGAACAACGCUUUACGCUGAUACCACCAAUGUGAGCGACUCCGAUAUUUCCAGAAUUAGAGAAUGUCAAUAUUUCUCAGUCAUUGAUGAUGACGUGAAGUUGAUAUCAACUCCAGCUUGUUCUGAGACCAAAGGAUAUCUAUGCUCAUUUGAUUCUGAUCAGGGUGAUGUAAAUGAUUGCUUGGUGCGAACGACCACCACAACAUCUACAACAACGACUACGACCACUACAACACCAUCCCCUACAACAACUACCACUACGACCACGACAACUACACCUGCACCAACUACUAUGACCACGACAACGACACCUGUACCAACGACUACGACCAUGUCUCCUACCACACGCUCUUCAUCUACUACACCAAUGACUACUACUUCGAGUGGAAGUGUUGGAGCGAUCAAGGACGGAGUAACACUUACAGAUGAACAAAGAACAGGAGUGAUAGCAGGCUGUGUCAUUGGUGUUGGAAUUCUCAUCAUCAUCAUAAUGGUUGCCUGUAACUGGAGGAAAAAAGUAAAAGAACCGAAGGACACAAGCAAUAUUGAAAAAGGACGGAGUUAUUUUCAAACAGGCUCAGUAAAAUAUGAAAAUGGGCAUUUUGAAAAUCAAAGCGAUAUCAAACGACAACCGUCCAGUUACCCAUAUAAAGCAACAUCGUCCUUCGCUGCCCCAGUGACGGAAUCAUUGGAAUAUCCUGAUAGGGACGAACAGACAGAGGGAACAUCUGAUGAGACGGCCAUUCCGAGUCCCGACGAAGACGAUAAAGCAAUAGUUAAUACCUUACAUCUAAAACAAGAAUAUAAGGAAGACGACUCUCCACCGACUCCAUGUGUACCAACGGAAAACCGUGAUCUAUCACCAUAUCCAGGCAACGUCAAUGAUUAUAUAACACCUUCACAGGAUGCUCCGCCACAAGAUCCUUCGCCCGUCCAUUCUGUUGCUUUAGAACCGAACUACAUGUAUGAAGACGGUUCACAACAAGGAAUGACACCUGAUGAUUCGGAAUUUGAUGAUGGAGACGAUGAUGGUGAGUUUGGUAUUCCUUUCAGCAACCCUGAAACAGGACCAGAAAUGGAAGAACCAGAUAUAAACGCAGAUAACGAACCAGUUUCUGAACCUGUGAACACAAACGAGGAGCAACCCGCAAGUGUACCGGAAAAUAUAAUUCCACACGAGGAUGAACCCGUUGUGUCCAAACGUCCAGCAUACGUAAGCUUUAUACAAGUUGUAGCGACAGCAACGGAAGACACUGUUCUGUAAAAAAGAAAUGGCGUUAACAGUUUACUAUGCACAGCUUUGUUCGGGCCACAACAUAGCUACUUGUUUAUAAUCACGAUAUAUGUAUAUUAGAUUAUAUAACAAGGAGAGAGAAAUUCAAAGCAGAUAUACAUGGAAAUUUUUAGAUUGUUUUGUGCAAUAGUUUUUAUACAUGUGUACGUAUGAAGCGUUGGAUGGACAGCUUAACAGACUGAGUAAAAGGUUUAUGGCGUGUGGGGAGAAAAUCACAUAUAUCCAUAUCUUAAUCAGUGGAAAUUAACCUUUUUUUUAUUAAAUAUCCUUAAAGCUAAUAUCUCGUAAAUAUAAAUUCCUUUUCAUGAAUG